AUGGCUAAGGCCAGCCAGCCAGCCAGCCAAACACCCAAGCCAGACCCCGUCCACCGCGUCCGCGUCCGCGUCUCUCUCUCGCUCCCUCUCUUGUUACCUGCCUGUUUGUCUGCCUCUCUCUUCCUUCACCCCCGCUUACCCUCUUCCUCAUCCUCCACCUCCCACACAACCCUCCCCCCUUUGCCCCCCUUUCACCUGCUCAAUUGCCUCCCAUUGAACGCUCAAUUACCUGCAUACCCAAAAGCAACGCUACACCGCUCCACCCUGCGGACCCGCCAUUACUCCAGCACUCGUCGCAGCUUGCUUGUUAGCGCGUACAAGCGAAUUGCUCCGCUGCCUCACCUGGCCGCACGGGAUUAG
Molecule: messenger RNA, 360 nt
Organism: Bipolaris zeicola 26-R-13
Lineage: Eukaryota; Fungi; Ascomycota; Dothideomycetes; Pleosporales; Pleosporaceae
Exons: 1
Coding region: 1-360 (119 amino acids)
Source: RefSeq, a predicted model, not a curated record